GGGUUCUGCUGGGGGACGCAGCCCAGCUGGCAGCGUCGCUCCCUGAGCGCUCCUGAGGUGGCCGCUGGGCCUUGUCUUUCGGCAGUGGUCGAGCCGCCACCGCCGCCCGUUCCAGAACUGAGCGCUGCAGCCGCAGUCCCGAUCGCCUUGUUUGGUCGACAGGAUCCCCGGAGUGCCCAGAGAGUGCGACCGCUCGCCCUGCCCGGCGAGCCCCGGGCGUGAAUCGAGCUGAGGGAGGAUGGCAGCCUCUGGGGUGGAGAAGAGCAGCAAGAAGAAGACCGAGAAGAAACUUGCUGCUCGGGAAGAAGCUAAAUUGUUGGCGGGUUUCAUGGGCGUCAUGAAUAACAUGCGGAAACAGUAAUUUAAAUCUACCACCCAGCUAUAGUUGAAUCUACAAUCUGCUCAGGGAUUUAUACCCAAUGCCAAUUUGAUAUCAUGCUGGGAGGGAGUGAUUUCAGAACCUUGCUGACAAGCCACAUAAAUCUAAAAAAAACACUGUGUGAUGUGAUCCUCAUGGUCCAGGAAAGAAAGAUACCUGCUCAUCGUGUUGUUCUUGCUGCAGCCAGUCAUUUUUUUAACUUAAUGUUCACAACUAACAUGCUUGAAUCAAAGUCUUUUGAAGUAGAACUCAAAGAUGCUGAACCUGAUAUUAUUGAACAACUUGUGGAAUUUGCUUAUACUGCUAGAAUUUCCGUGAAUAGCAACAAUGUUCAGUCUUUGUUGGAUGCAGCAAACCAAUAUCAGAUUGAACCUGUGAAGAAAAUGUGUGUUGAUUUUUUGAAAGAACAAGUUGAUGCUUCAAACUGUCUUGGUAUAAGUGUGCUAGCGGAGUGUCUAGAUUGUCCUGAAUUGAAAGCAACUGCCGAUGACUUUAUUCAUCAGCAUUUUACUGAAGUUUACAAAACUGAUGAAUUUCUUCAACUUGAUGUCAAGCGAGUAACACAUCUUCUCAACCAGGACACUCUGACUGUGAGAGCAGAGGAUCAGGUUUAUGAUGCUGCAGUCAGGUGGUUGAAAUACGAUGAACCUAAUCGCCAGCCAUUUAUGGUUGAUAUCCUUGCUAAAGUCAGGUUUCCUCUUAUAUCAAAGAAUUUCUUAAGUAAAACAGUACAAGCUGAACCACUUAUUCAAGACAAUCCUGAAUGCCUCAAGAUGGUGAUAAGUGGAAUGAGGUACCAUCUACUGUCUCCAGAGGACCGAGAAGAACUUGUAGAUGGCACAAGACCUAGAAGAAAGAAACAUGACUACCGCAUAGCGCUGUUUGGAGGCUCUCAACCACAGUCUUGUAGAUAUUUUAACCCAAAGGAUUACAGCUGGACAGACAUCCGCUGCCCCUUUGAAAAACGAAGAGAUGCAGCAUGCGUGUUUUGGGACAACGUAGUAUACAUUUUGGGAGGCUCUCAGCUUUUCCCGAUAAAGCGAAUGGACUGUUACAAUGUAGUGAAGGAUAGCUGGUAUUCCAAACUGGGCCCUCCGACACCUCGAGACAGCCUUGCCGCCUGUGCCGCAGAAGGCAAAAUUUAUACAUCUGGAGGUUCAGAAGUAGGAAACUCAGCUCUUUAUUUAUUUGAGUGCUAUGAUACAAGAACUGAAAGCUGGCACACAAAGCCCAGCAUGCUGACCCAGCGCUGCAGCCAUGGGAUGGUGGAAGCCAAUGGCCUGAUCUAUGUUUGUGGUGGAAGUUUAGGAAACAAUGUUUCUGGGAGAGUGCUUAAUUCCUGUGAAGUUUAUGAUCCUGCCACAGAAACAUGGACUGAGCUGUGUCCAAUGAUUGAAGCCAGGAAGAAUCAUGGGCUGGUAUUUGUAAAAGACAAGAUAUUUGCUGUGGGUGGUCAGAAUGGUUUAGGUGGUCUGGACAAUGUGGAAUAUUACGAUAUUAAGUUGAACGAAUGGAAGAUGGUCUCACCAAUGCCAUGGAAGGGUGUAACAGUGAAGUGUGCAGCAGUUGGCUCUAUAGUUUAUGUCUUGGCUGGUUUUCAGGGUGUUGGUCGAUUAGGACACAUUCUUGAAUAUAAUACUGAAACAGACAAAUGGAUUGCCAACUCCAAAGUUCGUGCUUUUCCAGUCACAAGUUGUUUAAUUUGUGUUGUUGAUACUUGUGGAGCAAAUGAAGAGACUCUUGAAACAUGAAAAAUGAGUGAACUUCAGACUCAUCAGAGACUCAGAAAUCAGCCACCAGUGCUUUGUUCCAAGGGUUUGGUGACAAAGUUUUGGUCUGGUGUUUUGGUAAAGAAAGUUUCAAGUGAAAUGAGGUCCCUAUAAAAUAGAUGUUUGUUUUAUAUGGAUUUCCUUACUUAAUUCAAAGAUCAUAUUUUAGCUGGCCACAAAACCAAGAACAUAUUUAGCAAGAAAAGUUGAAAAAUUAUAAGCAUUUGUUGAAAAUUCGAAUUUCUUGAAUGAAUUUCACAUUUGUAACUAUGAUUUUGGCAGAUGAGAGAUUGGCUCAUCAGUGAAGCAGCAGCAUCUUAGCUCUAGAUUCUAUUUUCAUGCAUCACAGAAGUGCUAUGUGGUUAGAUCUGUUUGUACUCAGUCAAGAACUAAGAAAUAGUAUGAAUUGUAAGUCAAGAUGGGCAACUCAGAUGGAGCAGCUUAGUCUCACAGAGUUUGCUUGUCUUUAUUUUAUUUAGUGCCAAAUGUAUUCCAUUUUAAAAGUAAGCCACAGUGAAUCAAGGCAUAUACACACUUACUCACAAAAUUUCCUAAACAGAUUUGGAAUGUGUUCAACUUCUCAUGAAAUGUAUUCAAUCUACUUUAAUACAUUCCAUCUUUUUAACCUAAAAUUUAAAGCUUAGCACCCAUCAUUAAUUUAUGUCACUGUUUUAUUCAGUGGUUAAAAAAAGGAUUCUGCCUCUUUAGUCCUCACUGUUAAAUAAAAUCCAAUCAUAAUAAGUGAUUAACUAGCAAAAGGUACAGCUAUUUAUAGCAAAUUUCUAGAUCAUUAGAGAAGCACUGGUAGUUGAACCACAAUAUCAGUAUUGACUUUUAACUUCUUUAAAGAGAUCAUGAAUUCUUUUCCCUUAGCAAGAACGUGAGUUACUUAACCUAGUUGUCUCUAAAAGUUUUGUAAUCAUGAGUUAAAUGCUAUCUCCUAGUCAUUGCUUUUAUGUGAUCAAUAAAUCUUUUGCAAACCUAACUACUUAUUUCUUUCAUAGUAAUACUUUGCCUUUUUCGCUGUGUAUGGAAUGAGCCAUGUAAAGCUGUCACCAUAAAUGUUUUUAUCUGAUAAUAUUAAAUAUUUUUUAACUUAAAA
Molecule: messenger RNA, 3250 nt
Organism: Saimiri boliviensis boliviensis (Bolivian squirrel monkey)
Lineage: Eukaryota; Metazoa; Chordata; Mammalia; Primates; Cebidae
Source: RefSeq, a predicted model, not a curated record